Closterium sp. NIES-67 is the source of this 1281-nucleotide messenger RNA. NCBI's taxonomy places the organism in Eukaryota, Viridiplantae, Streptophyta, Zygnematophyceae, Desmidiales, Closteriaceae. The record is from the annotation of a GenBank genome assembly.
GCAGAACCUGUCCGUCACAUUCUGUGCAUUUCCAGCAAUUCCGUGACCUGUCCUUUCGCAUAGAGUGGUUAUUUGUCAUGCACCCUCUGCGCCCUCCUUGACACGCUUUCUAUUCACAAUGGCGGUGGGCAGUGGGACGACUAGUAAAGGAAAACAUAACGGAACUCGACGAGCUAACACCGUCCCCAUCCAUCAAUACAUUCAAACACAUUCACGCGGAGCACGAUGCCGCCUCUAGCUCCGUAUCGCCGCUAUCCAUGUCGCUCUCGCUGUCCGGCACGUUCAGCUGCGACAGCUCGCACUUCAGCUACGACCCCGCGCCCGACGACACGGGCUGGGAGAGCCCCUCCGAUUGCGGCGCGGACGCGGUCUUCGGCGCGCAAUACGGCGACCCCGAGGAAGGCCAAGGCUGGCGCGCCGGCAGCAGGGAAGGCCCACGGCACUGCCGCGGCAGCACACUCGCACCAACACGUAAAAGCGCCGGCUUGCGCCCCACGUGGUGAAAAGGUGUCUGCGGGGAAAUCGGGACCGAAUGCGGCACGGAAUGCGGCGAAGGGUGGGCAGAGUGGGCAGGGGCGAAGGAUGUCGGACGCGAGUGAGAACCUGGCGCUCCAGCUGGCCAAGCAGCGGAAUGGAGUGCGGGCGGUGGGCGGCGGGGUUGCUAAGAAGGGGGAUGGUGGCGGCGCCGCUGCACAGAUACCACGUGGCGGGAGGUUGGGAUCUGCACAGGCUGACAGGGCUCCGUCCGUUUGUCGCCAUGCGCUGGUGGCGAGCAGGAAGCCUCUGGUUGCUGGUGCUGCGGGGAACGCCGUUCAGGGCCGUGUUGCGGCGGGUGGAGUGAAGCCGCGGCACCGCCUGGCGGAUGGGAAAGGCGCACCUGGCGGCGGCGGACGAAUCCCCGCGCAGGACGCACCGGACGGGGGAAAGGGUUUGCGGGGACAUACUGCGGCGGGAUCAGGGAGCGUUAAGUGGAAGAACGAGAAGCGGGUUGUGGGGAACAUUGGGGCAGGGACUGGUGGGAGAGGAGCGAGCGCGGAGCAGACGCACAAGGCGCGUCGUGAGGCGCAGCCGGCAGCAGGACACACGCAGCAACCCAAGCACUCGCUGAACGCGCAAGACAUGGGAAGCGGCGUUGCUGCGAAAGGCUUGCAUGGAUGCGGUGGAGGUGGCUUGGUAAAUGGUACUGACCCCCACACUGCACCCCGCACGCAGCAUGCUGCUUCUCCUCAUCACCCACCACCUCCCCCCCCUGACCAGCUGGCUCUUACUAACCAACCAACU